AUGGAUAAGUCGUGGAUGAAGGCUGAUAGAAGAUCACUACAGUUUCGGUUAGGACUUGAAGAAUUUCUGAAAUUUGCAUCGGAUAAUGCAAGGGACAUAAAUAAAAUAUGUUGCCCUUGCUUGAAGUGCCAUAACACUGAUUUUGGUGGUAUAGGGCACCAGUUUGUUGCUGAUAGGCUUUUAGCUACCUUCCAGGAAAUACGUGAAGCCCAAAUUGCAAAGCAAAAGGAGAAUAAAUAUCCUCAUCGUAUGUCACGCAAAGGUUAUGCAAAUUUAAUGGAAGAACUGUCUGAAAGUGUCCCUUUACAAGAACUUGAUAGAGCUACAAUGUGGAUCAAGGCUCGGCAAGAUAGGAAUGGCAACUUCAAACAACCUGAGGUAGAGAAGAAAGCCGAAAAAAUUGAACAUUUAAGGAAAAGGGAGGCUGAAGGGGAAAUUGCCACAUCUGGGUCUGAUGAUGUGCUCACUCUUGCAUUGGGGAAUCCGGAGCAUAGAGGUAGGGUUAGAGGUGUUGGUGGCAAUGUCAAGCCCGAUUUAUAUUUCAACUUGCCAAAACGGCAAAAGAUGACUUUUGAACAGAGGACUAGGUUAUCGCUGAAGAAGAUACUAGAGGAGGAGAAGGAAGUUUUGUUAGCUAAGGAAAGAACUGCAUGGGAGGAGGAGAGGGAUAGAAAACUUGCUGAGGAGAGAGCUUAUUGGACUGAGAGGAUUGAGAAGCUAGAAGCGAAGGUCGAUGGGAAGGAGCUGCCUGUUGAGUCCCCCAAACCUGUCACAGCAGUUAAUGAGCUUGGUUCAGGACAAGGGAGUUGUUCUCGCCAUGGGGAGAAGGCUGCGGAGAAGGCUGCACAUGAUAAUAUUGAAGCUGAGGUGAAGGGUGUGAAGAAGAAGUUGGUUUUAAGAGAUGAAGUGAGCAUCGAGGUUGAAGAGGAAAUUGUGCAGCCAAGUGAUGAGAGGGUACGGUUAAACCCAAUAUUGGAAGAGGAGGUUAGAGAAGAUGUCAUUGUACUAGAGGCCCCAGUACAUGGUGAAGAGGAACAAUUAGGUGAGAUCAAGUAUAAACUGGCCAUUGACACGGUGGAAAACAUUGUGGCUAUUGGAACUGUCAUUAGUGUCGACCUUGAGACCAAAUAG
Messenger RNA from Rosa chinensis, 1131 nucleotides. RefSeq lists its product as uncharacterized. The transcript has 5 exons. The coding region runs from base 1 to 1131 and encodes 376 amino acids. NCBI's taxonomy places the organism in Eukaryota, Viridiplantae, Streptophyta, Magnoliopsida, Rosales, Rosaceae. The record is from RefSeq and is a predicted model, not a curated record.